CAUUGUGCUAACAGGAUGAAGUUGACCAGUGAAAAGUUGCCCACGAACCCCAUUUAUACCUCUAUCAUAACACAGUAUGCUGUUAAUAACCAAAAAUGGAUGAAGGAAAAGACUGAUCAUUACACCCAUGCUAAUUUGGUGGACACGGCAUUACAGCUCUUGAAGGAAAGAAUCAGAAGAGGGGAUGCUCGGGCUUAUUUCCUACGAGGUCAACUAUAUUUUGAAGAGGGAUGGUAUGAAGAAGCAAUAGAACAGUUUGAAGAAAUCAAGGAGCAGGAUCAUCAAGCAAUUUACCAGCUAGGAGUAAUGUAUUAUGAUGGGCUGGGGACACCUGUAAAUGCUGAAAAAGGAGUGGAUUAUAUGAAGAAAAUCGUUGAAUCGCCAUGUCCCAAGGCAAGACAUUUACAAUUUGCAGCAGCUUACAACCUUGGAAGAGCUUAUUAUGAAGGAAAAGGCGUUAAACGAUCAGAUGAGGAAGCUGAAAGACUGUGGCUUUUUGCUGCAGACAAUGGAAAUCCAAAAGCUAGCGUGAAGGCUCAAAGCAUGCUAGGAUUAUAUUACUCAACAAAAGAGCCUAAAGAGUUAGAAAAGGCAUUUUAUUGGCAUUCUGAAGCAUGUGGUAAUGGAAAUCUGGAAUCCCAAGGUGCUCUUGGCUUCAUGUACUUUUAUGGACAAGGCAUCCGCCAGAACACUGAAGCUGCCCUGCAGUGCUUACGGGAAGCAGCAGAACGUGGAAAUGUCUAUGCUCAAGGGAAUCUCGUGCAGUAUUACUAUAAGAUGAAGUUUUUCACAAAGUGUGUUACAUUUUCCAAAAGGAUUGCUGAUUAUGAUGAGGUCCAUGACAUCCCCAUGAUAGCUAAGGUCACGGAUUGUCUCCCAGAAUUCAUCUCCAGAGGCAUGGCCAUGGCAUCUUUCUACCAGGCACGAUGUCUGCAGCUGGGUUUAGGUAUCACCAAGGAUGAAGCAAAAGCGAAACACUAUUUUUCUAAAGCUUGUCGGCUGAAUCCUGCAUUGGCAGAUGAACUUCACUCUUUACUUAUUCGUCAAAGAAUUUAG
Messenger RNA from Chrysochloris asiatica (Cape golden mole), 1056 nucleotides. It is a transcript of the gene LRP2BP, whose product is annotated as LRP2 binding protein. Gene Ontology annotation, molecular function: protein binding. The transcript is spliced from 8 exons. Lineage: Eukaryota; Metazoa; Chordata; Mammalia; Afrosoricida; Chrysochloridae. The record is from RefSeq and is a predicted model, not a curated record. Bases 16 to 1056 code for a protein of 346 amino acids.